Messenger RNA from Biomphalaria glabrata, 2311 nucleotides. Its product is annotated as SAC3 domain-containing protein 1-like. Gene Ontology annotation, biological process: centrosome duplication; spindle assembly. The transcript has 10 exons. Gene Ontology annotation, cellular component: centrosome; nucleus; spindle. NCBI's taxonomy places the organism in Eukaryota, Metazoa, Mollusca, Gastropoda, Planorbidae. The record is from RefSeq and is a predicted model, not a curated record. The coding region runs from base 949 to 2217 and encodes 422 amino acids.
CUACACAGUGACAGUCGUCACAGAAUUCCAUGACUGUAGAUGAGAACCUUAACAUCCAAAAUAAAAUUUAAAAAAACAAAGCAAAUUCCAAGAUCAUUGCCAAAAAGGGAAAGGUGGUUGAGGUUCAGCCCAAAUCAAAUACAAGAUUUCACACAUUUAUCUGUUUUCUUUUCACUUACUGACUUACUGUGCUUUAAUAAAGCACAGUGUACCAUUUCACAUUAUAGAGGAAAGUAGCUGGCAGCUAAUGGCCUCUGAAAGAGACAAUUGGAGAGCUUUCACAAAGGCCAGGAUUCCACAUUUGAGACAAAAAAAAAUCCUUAGUGAGGACAGGUGUUAAAGACGAAAAGAAAACUUAAAUAGACUGCUGGCGGAUAAUGGCUUUGUUUGCACAAGGUGCCAAAAAAUAUGCAGCUCAUAAUUGGGUUUGCAUAAACACUGCACUGAUCCUUAAUCUUUGGAAUUGAAGAUAUUGCCAUUGAGGGAAAAGCAGAUAUUUGACCUGCACUUUUUUCUUUGAAAGAAUAUCAGGAUAUUGUACUGUAGACACCUCAGAAAAUGCAUUUUUGAACUUCCUAAUACAGAAGAAAAUGCUUGAGCUAACAGCACUUUACCAGAUCCCCAUGAGCUGAUAAAGGAUCUACAUGAUACUGAACUGUACUGCACACUACACUGGGUGUAAUUUUUUAUCUAGAUUCUGAUCAUUCUCUAGACUCUGGAUCUACCAAUUUACAUCUAGAUCUACAUUCUAGAUCUACUAUUGAUCAAUAAAAUACUGCAAUUACAGUUUGUGCACAUAUUUACCAUGAUUUUUGGUAUGGAGCUGGAAAAGCCAAGAUAAACUAGAUCUAGACUCUAGGUGUAUAGAUCUAGAAAUAACCCUUUUUUUUAACAUUGAGAUCUCAUCCUGAUAAAGUUUUAUUGAUAACUAUAAAAGUUUAAGAAGAAAUGGAAAAUCAGGAUGAAAUCAACAGUAUAAUAGAAGGAACUUGUCGAACAAUGUGUCCAGAAAAGGAAAUGAUUUUACGUGAAAAAGAGCAUCUACUACAUCCAUUUGAAACACGCUUAACUGAUGAUUUGGGACAAGGAUUACAAAAAAGAUCAGUGGCAGAUUACUCUAAAAUGGUUAAAGAGUUUUCUAGACCUGCAGCAGGUCGAGCUGACACAGAACCAAACUGUCUAAGACCAGCUCCAGUCCUUCAACAAACUGUGGAGUAUUUAUUUACCAGUAUUGUACCUAAGACACAUCCAGCUUGGAAUAUUGUCUAUGAGUUUGUGUUUGAUCGUCUGCGUGCUGUGAGGCAGGACAUGGUCAUUCAGGGAAUCACUGGUACAGAUGCUAUUUGUUUACUGGAGCAAAUUGUAAGGUUUCACCUGUAUGCUGCUUAUAGGUUGCGAGAGUCAAGAAUAAGUGAAUUUGACCCAGUUAUAAACAAGCAUCACCUUUUAGAAUGUCUGAAAAGACUGCUUUACUUGUAUCAGGUAACACCAGGUCAUCACAGCAACAGAGUUGAGAUGGAAGCAGUGUACCUAUUGGAUAACCUUGGUGAUGUACAUGCCAUGUCUCAUUAUCUUGAGUUAGAGAAAAAUCUAAGGAGAAGUCAACUCUUGUUGAUGAGUUAUGAAAUGAGCAGAGCUUUUGUUCUUGGAAAUUAUUUGCAUGUUUUACGACUCAUGUGGAAUCUACCCUGUGCUAUGUGUUUGUGUGCAGUGAGCAAACAUUUGUUCCUGAUUCAAAUAAAGUUUUUAGAGAUCCUCAACACAGCCUUCAGUGUAAAAAACUGCAAAUUUCCAUUGUUAAAUCUUACCAAGCUACUUCAUACCAGCUCAGAUAAGGAAACAUUAGAUCUGUGUCUACAGUGUGGUCUGGUCGAUAUGUUUGAUAACACUGCACUAGACUGUAUAUGUUUCAAUAAGACAUCAUUUUCAAAACCUAAAGAACUUAAGGGUGUGUCUCAAUUAUGUCCACUGGAAAAAAUUUUAAAGACUAUAAAUGUACAAGAUUUACUUUUGGGCCCAAGCUAUUCUGUUGUUAGUCACUGCACAAACAAUUCAAAUGUAACUGAUUCUGCAGGACUGAAAGUGCUAACAGACAACACCCAAAAGAUGACAAUCAUAGACAAUCCAGACAAAAUGGCAAGACAUGCUACAGUCAAUAAUGCAAUUAGAUGCAUUGGCCAAGGUCGAGGCAUAUCUAGGAAAUUUUCAAACAGUUGAUGUGAUAAAAUAAAAAAAAAUUGUUUUAGCUUUGUUGAAUAAAGUUUGUUUUAUUGACAACAAAUUAAAAGUUUUAAUUGAUAUUUUAUUUCAA